Molecule: messenger RNA, 4219 nt
Organism: Peromyscus californicus insignis
Lineage: Eukaryota; Metazoa; Chordata; Mammalia; Rodentia; Cricetidae
Gene: Gjb2
Product: gap junction protein beta 2
Exons: 3
Coding region: 2040-2720 (226 amino acids)
Biological process (GO): cell communication
Cellular component (GO): connexin complex
Source: RefSeq, a predicted model, not a curated record
CAAGUCCUUUUCUUUCUGCCAGGAGCUAAAAUGACAGCCUGAGCAGUCAGAUUUCAAGAUGAAAGUGGAGUUGAGGCUGAGUCAAAGUGAUAAUCCGACUUCCUGCAAUGAUUCUCGAAGCUUCUCUCAUUGUCGCUGAAUGAGAGUUCCACUUGGCCUAGAACUGUACUACCCACGAAAAACUAAAGGUACAGACACUCUUCUACCACUGCCAGCUGCCACCACCUCACCACCUCUAGGCUUCAUGUCUAGCUGUGCUCGGGCCAAGGGAGUCGUACCACCCCAGCUGACUUGGCCAGUCAUCCUUCACACACUGAUUCAGCACCUCUCUCAGAAAGGCAGUCUAAAGGAUGUGGGCCUCCUGGGGUUUUGUCUCUUCAUUACAGACACCCCCUCUUAGGUUAAGACUUAACAGAAAGAAGGGAGGGUAAGUAGCCUCAGCUCACACCCCUCAAGCUAGGUCUGCGCUUGACAAUAAGCUAGCUUUGCAAGGAAAAGGGAGCACCCUCAGCUCCUUCCCUCUCACUGAGAGUCAUUUCUUAGACCUCUUGGGCCUCAUCAGGAUGAAUCACUAUCUCUUCACUGAUCUGAGGAAACCCUGUGAGGACAUGAGGUUUGCACCCCAAACUCAGGUCGCAGGUAACUGAGGAGGGUGAAGCUGGGCUAGGUGUCCCGAGCACAGCCUGCUCUUGAUAUUUUAAGUUCUUAUCUAAAUGCUCUGUGAAUGUCCACUUUGUUUCAUUUGCCUCUCAAAACUAUCCAGAGAGCUAAGCAAUGUGAACACAGACCUCAUAAUCCAUAUCCAGCUUGGCGGAGAGGGAAUCGAACUGUAGACACUGCCAAGGGUCUUCCCAAAAGUCUGGACUCCAAGAGGGACGGACGGGCUUACCUGGCUCUCUUUCUUUCCUGCAGAUUCCGGGCGCCCCUUCCUUGCAAUGAUCUCAGCUGUGGAAAAGAAAACACAGCACCUUCCCGAGGCAGUGACAUGUCUGCUUCCAGGCCAAGCUGAGACUUCAAGGCCAGCCCUGGAGACUCACCUCUACACCGCCCCCUGGCCUAGCCACUGGCACACUGUUCAAAGUGAUCGAAUUAAGUCGGGAAUUCAGGGAAAUAGAAGCCAGAAUUUGGCCAGCCCUGACGGCGCCCCCUGUUAGUCUGCCUUAAACCUGAAUUCCAGGUGCCCUGGCUCUCUGGGCUGCGGGUCCCCUAUGGGAGAGGAGCCUCGUAUGCCAUGGAAGCUGCGGGCCGACACAAAGUUUCACCUCCUUGGAAUGCCCGUUUUUCAUAUACGUGUGUGUGUGUGUGUGUGUGUGUGUGUGUGUGUGUGUGUGUGUGUGUGUGUACACGUGUGUAUGUAUGGCACUCUCCCACUAGUGAGAGUAGUAAUAACGACAUUAUCAACUCUCUUUCAACACUACCCACUUCCCCAAAAGCUAGGAGCUGGGGCUUGGAGCUUUGCGACCUUGGGUGGUGGGUCCUGGGUGGUGACGCGGGGUCUGCAGGCUCCUUUCAGGCUGCACACAGGAAAGUCUGGAUCUCUGGGAUCGGGGGAGGGGGCUUGGGGCUGGGGCUCGAGGAGAGCCUGCGGUUCCGGGGCCCGACGGCUCUAGGUGCCCGGAGAGCCCCGCCCGCGGCGCUGGGGGCGGCGGGCCACUCGGAGCCGCCUCCUCUGCAACUUUCUCAAUCGCCCGGGGUGAGAGAGGCGGGGUGAGGGGUGCGGUUAAAAGACGCCGCGGCCGACAGGUGUCCAAGAUCGCAGCGCUCUGCGCGCUCCGCUCGCCCAACUUGCAGCCGGUCGGCGGCGCUCCCGCCUACAGAGCGCAGCCUCGGCCGGGACCAGCGGCGAACCAGCUCCGGAUCAGCCCGCGACCCACUCCGGACCAACCCAAGACCAGCCCGAGACCCACUCCGGACCAAGCCGGGACCGGCCCCGCUACCCACUCAGGACCUGCACCUUCCAGGCAACAGCGCCUUGCCGCUUCUCGCCAGCCAGCGCCGCGCGCUCCUCGGGACACAGUGCCACCCACCCAGAGGACAAGAUGGAUUGGGGCACGCUACAGAGUAUCCUCGGGGGUGUCAACAAACACUCCACCAGCAUUGGGAAAAUCUGGCUCACCGUCCUAUUCAUUUUCCGCAUCAUGAUCCUCGUGGUGGCUGCAAAAGAGGUGUGGGGAGAUGAGCAAGCCGAUUUUGUGUGCAACACCCUCCAGCCUGGCUGCAAGAAUGUGUGCUACGAUCACUACUUCCCCAUCUCUCACAUCCGGCUCUGGGCCCUGCAGCUGAUCUUCGUGUCCACGCCAGCCCUCCUGGUAGCCAUGCAUGUGGCCUACAGGAGACACGAAAAGAAAAGGAAGUUCAUGAAGGGAGAGAUAAAGAAUGAGUUUAAGGACAUUGAAGAGAUCAAAACCCAGAAGGUCCGUAUCGAAGGGUCCCUCUGGUGGACCUACACCACCAGCAUCUUCUUCCGGGUCAUCUUCGAAGCUGUCUUCAUGUAUGUCUUUUACAUCAUGUACAAUGGCUUCUUCAUGCAGCGUCUAGUGAAAUGCAAUGCUUGGCCUUGUCCUAAUACAGUGGACUGCUUCAUUUCCAGGCCCACAGAAAAGACUGUCUUCACGGUGUUCAUGAUUUCGGUAUCUGGAAUUUGCAUCCUGCUAAAUAUCACAGAAUUGUGCUAUUUGUUCAUUAGAUAUUGUUCAGGAAAGUCAAAAAGACCAGUUUAAUGCAUUGCCUGGCUGCUAGAGCCAAGACGGAGGAAAAGGAUCAGGCAACCUGUGCUUAGUUGUCAAAGCUCAGCCACCAGCAUUUCCUAAGACAAACAUUCUCAUCUUAAAUGCCACCAUUUGAAGUCCCUGUAGGCCUCCAUGGGACUCCAGAGGCCUCUAUGGGACUCCCUUCCCCCAAAGCUCCCAAACAAAGGCCCAAUUCUAUGCCUGUAUUAAUCGGUUCUAAAGUUAGUUCCACUGAGACUCCGGGCUGGUAGCGACUAUUCUUGUAGGAUACAUUCACAGUUUAGACAAAGGAUCUCACAUUGUUUCUCUUUCUCUGAGGACAGGAGAGAUGGGUCCAGUCCUGAGGAAGGUACCCAGCAAGUUCACUGGGCCUCCCUUAGGGUACCCUUCCCCGAGUUGCCCCAGUUAAAGGAAAAGAAUCUCCACUCUUAUGUGCUUUGAUAGUUUAAGUCUGCAGUAAUGGACAAACUUAUUUGAUACUUCAAGCGCUGUGUCUUUUUUUUUUUUUAAUGAAAACCUUAAAAUAAGAUAGGUUCUUUUGUUCUCAAAAUGAUCUGGAAACCAUUAUACAUUCCUCCUAUUUCGAAGGUUCAGUUUGUGAUAUGAACAUGGUGUGUAGUCAGAUCUCACAAGGUCUUUAGAACGUUGGCCUUUGGUUACGGGAAAUCUGCAGUGUGGCUGAGAGGCCACCUACGGUAUCCACCAUCAGUGUGUUGAAUACAGCGCAACACAUCACAACCUGUCUCAAAUGAGACAAACUGGAAGCUUUUUGUGCUGGCUUCUGACCAGAAGGGGCCUCAAUUUAAAAAUCCAAGUGUCAUUUUGCAUAAGAGACACAUAGGAUACGCCAACAACUGCCACCUGCUAUGAGCCUAACUCAGCCCCCUCCCUCCUGACAUUUGCUGACUCUGUAGCUGUGGGGUGUGGCAGCCAGCAUCAGAAGACAUCGACUUCAUGAGUGCGCUUGGGAGUUUCACUGCCAUGGUAUAAUUUAAGGGUGCAGAAACAAAGUGGGGUGGAGGCAGGGGGUUAACUAUUUUCAGAGAACCAAUGGAACUUCUAGACUCUAAAUUCUGUCGAUUAAAACUGAAUUUUUCUACUUUGAAAGUCUGUUUGCUUCCCUCUUCAGCAUUGGCUUUCUUAACUGGAAACAGAAAUAUGGAUAUUUGGAAAAAAAUAGGAAGUAGAGUUUAGGUCAAUAAGAACUAGAGUUUAGGUUAAUAUGUUACUCUCCUAGGGCAAGUUGAACCUUAGCAUUGCCAUUAUGCUUAAUGUGUUUCCCACAAGAUGGCACUCAACGACUCCAAGGGGGACACUUCUUACUGCCAAGAACGGUACUGGGAAGCCAUUUUGUAACAAUAAAUAAGAGUUGUGGUUUCAUGCUUGUCACUAAAAUAAUUUUGUAAACUCUUAUAUGUCACUUAUUAAAAUAUGAUUAUUUUGUAUACUUUAAAAUUAAACAAGGUUUUUAAUAGAAUACCAAAUUUUAA